This is a messenger RNA of Frankliniella occidentalis (western flower thrips), 1236 nucleotides long. Its product is annotated as sin3 histone deacetylase corepressor complex component SDS3. Gene Ontology annotation, biological process: negative regulation of transcription by RNA polymerase II. Lineage: Eukaryota; Metazoa; Arthropoda; Insecta; Thysanoptera; Thripidae. The record is from RefSeq and is a predicted model, not a curated record. Gene Ontology annotation, cellular component: Sin3-type complex. Gene Ontology annotation, molecular function: histone deacetylase binding.
UCAUAUCUGUCGCCAAACUGGUCGAUUGACAUACAGGUGGUGCUAUUUCCCAUUUCUUUUCACAUAUUAAUCUUUUAUCACUCGGUACCGGUGGUUGUGGUUAACGGAACGGAACGGAACGGAACGAAGCAGAACGGCCGCUCGCAGCGCUAUCUUGCGUCGCAGCAGCAGACAAUCGGACAGCGUCGAACGCGUAAACAACAACAACCGACUGAACGUAGGUUUAAGUUUGAAAAGAAUGCUGUUUUAGCUUUCAUCAUGACUUCAUUUCCCAAUCAUGACAGUGUCUACACAUCAAGCUCAGUUUUCCUGCGAGAUGAGUAUGACUUUGAUGAUGACAACGAUGAUCUGGAGGAAGAGCGUGAAAAUGAAGAACAGGAUGAAAGCGAUGAAGAUACAGAGGAGGCUAGUGAAUCAGAGAUGGGGAAGCCAGAAGAAUAUACAGAAAUAAGAGAGCAAAUGUAUCGUGAUAAGCUAGCUAGCUUCAAAAAGCAGUUGCAGCAGUUAAAAGACGGUACUCAUCCUGAUUACAAUCGGAAGCUGAAGAAACUUGAAGCCAACUACAAAGAGCGGUUCCAUAGAGGACAACCUGUGUAUGCUGAAGGCAAAGAUAUGCCUAGGUUUGCAGGAAAUAUCUCUGCUAUUGGCAAUGAUGUUAUAUAUGUCAAGAAACUUGAUAACACUAAAGUAAGAAUCCCUCUGCUGUACCUUGUACGGGGAAAGGUCACAAUUAAAAGAAGAGCUUCCUGAGACGUCUUGAUGAUAUAUUUCCAUAUUAAGUAAAUUUUUAUUACUAUCAAUGACUUGGCAGUUGAUUUUAGAUGCAUGAAUAACAAAAAUGUUAAAAAAUAUUUAUGUAUGUUUUGUUUGUUAUUCUUCAAGUUGCAUAGGUUUUUCAGGAAAUAUCUUGUCCUACCCACUUGAUGCUGUCAUAAACUUUGCCAAAAAAAACAAAAACAGAACUCUUGUAAAACCCCUUUUUGCUCGUCAUUCUAAAAGUAGCCUUUGUUCACACAAAUGCAUACUUAAUUUGGACAAAUUUUUGUGUAUAUUGUUCCGAUGGAAAUUACAAUUUUUCAUGCACAGAAUAUAACAUUCUCUUUUUAAAUGGAACAGUGUAUUUUUUUUCUUUGUUUUUGCUUUCUGUUGAUCUCUACUUUGCGCAGGUACUUGUGUACUGUAAAAAAAAAAAAACAACAACAAACAAACAAUAAAACAAAUUUGAAUGCCUUGAAA